Vigna radiata var. radiata (mung bean) is the source of this 1504-nucleotide messenger RNA. Its product is annotated as cyclin-H1-1. Gene Ontology annotation, biological process: regulation of transcription by RNA polymerase II; regulation of cyclin-dependent protein serine/threonine kinase activity. The record is from RefSeq and is a predicted model, not a curated record. The transcript has 14 exons. Bases 237 to 1244 code for a protein of 335 amino acids. Lineage: Eukaryota; Viridiplantae; Streptophyta; Magnoliopsida; Fabales; Fabaceae. Gene Ontology annotation, cellular component: nucleus; transcription factor TFIIK complex. Gene Ontology annotation, molecular function: cyclin-dependent protein serine/threonine kinase regulator activity.
CUACAGGGACCUCCACACUAUUAAACCUAAAAAAUAUUAUUGGUCACAAAAAUAGUGUUUCCUUCUUCUCUCACUCUCUCCCAACACCACUGGUCUUGGACACUCUUUCUUCUUCGCUGUCCUUCUGCCAUCACAGACAUCUGACUUUAUCUCAGCUUGGAGAACUUUCAUUGCAUGCUCUUUCUUAUUUGUGAAUCAAACAACAAAAGCACCUCAGUUAGGACUGCUGAUUCUUCAUGGCUGAUUUUAUGACCUCUACUCAUAGAGUGAAGUGGAUUUUUACACCUCAACAGCUGGUUGAGAAAUAUAAAGCAGCUAAUCAGAGAGCCAAACAAAUUCUAGAGAAGUAUGGUGCAACUCUAAUGGAAGUAGAUGUUGAUGGAUCAUUGUCAUAUCCUGAAGCCCAGAUGACUGCAAAAGACAGUGGUGAGAAGCAUUCUCGGACAAAACCUCUUAGUAUUGAAGAAGAACAAUGCAUACGGGUAUUUUAUGAAAACAAGCUACAAGAAGUAUGUAACAACUUCCGCUUCCCUCAUAAGAUCCAGGCAACAGCCCUUAUCUAUUUUAAAAGAUUCUAUCUACAAUGGUCGGUGAUGGAACAUCAACCAAAACAUAUUAUGUUGACCUGCAUAUAUGCUGCUUGUAAGAUAGAAGAAAAUCAUGUGUCGGCUGAAGAGCUUGGUAAGGGGAUCUCACAGGAUCAUCAAAUGAUUCUCAAUAAUGAGAUGAUAGUUUAUCAGAGUUUGGAAUUUGAUCUAAUUGUGUAUGCACCAUAUCGCUCGGUUGAAGGUUUUAUAAUUGAUAUGGAGGAAUUUUGCAAUAGUGGUGAUGAUCAGCUUCAAAUGCUUAAGACUUUGCAAGAUACAGCAAGGUUGGAAGUUGAUAAAAUGAUGCUUACAGAUGCACCACUUUUAUUUCCUCCUGGGCAGUUGGCCUUGGCUGCUCUGGGUAACUCAAAUGCACUGCACAAUGUCAUUGACUUUGAUAGUUAUCUUGGGAGCAUUUUUCAAGGUCAGAAUUCCAUGCAUACAAUGGCCGAGCUUGCUGAAUCACUGCAUGCAAUUGACUCCUGUGUUAAAAAAUACAAAAUUCCUUCUGAGAAGGAAUUGAAGCAUAUCAACCGAAAACUGAAGUCUUGUUGGGGUCAUAGCUCUCAUGACGAGGGCAAGAAGCGGGAGAAGAAAUCAAAGCACAAGUCCAAAAGGAGCUCAAACGAGGCACAAAAUAUGGCAUCUCUUGCCUAGCAUUAUAAUAAUUUCAAAUGGGUGGGAAUUUUUAAGUUUCUUUUUGCGUUUGAAGGAUGCAAAGAACAUCUGAGGGCAAGGAGCCUUUUGAAAACACCUGCCUGCUUACCAGUGAGUCUAAUUUUGUUGCUUCACUGAAUGCCCCGCAAUUGACAUUUAUAUUUUGUCGUUGACAUUUUACUCGGAAACGAUAAACAAAUAUUUCUGUCGAAGUACACAUAUUUUCAUUUAUGCUAAAAGCUAUUAAUUAUGGUACCCUA